AAUAGUUUCUCACUCCUCCUCUCCUCUGUGUGUUUGGCUCAUUUUUAAUUUUUAGAAUAAUGCUCUCUCUUUCUUCACCCUAACAUCAGAUCAGAUCAGAUCUKAAGGGAAGCAGGAGAGUUUUGAAACUCAGUCCUGUGUGGUGACAUGCAGUGAUUAUCCAGAUACAGGCUGCAUCUUUUUUUUUUCUUUUUUUAAAUUUUUUUAUAUCAACACGGAUGUCCAUCUCCAGGCUGAGGAUAUGUACCAAGGUAUAAUGACAACCAACCACGGACCCCCUUCUUAUGAGGCUGGAUUCCUCCACAACGCCUCCGCGGCCUCCUCCCCGGUGUACGUGCCCACCACCCGGGUCGUCACCCCCAUGAUCCCGGCGCUGCCUUACCUCCAGACGGCCGGCGCGUCGCAGCAAGGCAGCCCGGGGUCCGGCCACUCCGCCUGGGCGCAUCCGGGCGCCGAGCCCCCCUACAGCCACUCCCCGGUGUCCACGCGCUUCACCUUCUCCACCAGCCCGCCUCUGUCCUCCGGGGGGGCCACGGCGGCUUCGUACAGCAGCCCGCUCAACAUCUCCGCCAACGGGAGGGAGCACUACGGUCCGCGCGGCCUCAGCGGCUCCUACCACAGCCCCUAUCCCGCCUACAUGAGCCCCAACGUGGGCGGAACGUGGCCUGCGUCCCCCUUCGAUAGUCCGGUCCUGCACGGUCUGCAGGCCGGAGCUUCUCCAGGAACUACACGGCACCCAAACAUAGAUUUGUUUGACGACUUCGCUGAGGGACGGGAAUGCGUGAACUGCGGGGCGAUGUCGACCCCGCUCUGGAGGCGGGACGGUACCGGCCACUACCUGUGCAACGCAUGCGGUUUGUACCACAAGAUGAACGGCAUCAACAGACCUCUGAUCAAACCGCAGAGGCGGCUGUCUGCCUCGAGGAGAGUGGGWCUGUCCUGCACCAACUGUCACACCACCACCACCACCCUGUGGCGACGAAACGCAGAAGGAGAACCGGUCUGCAAUGCCUGUGGGCUCUACAUGAAACUCCAUGGGGUCCCCCGACCUCUGGCCAUGAAAAAAGAGGGAAUCCAAACUCGUAAACGCAAGCCCAAAAACCUGAACAAGUCUCAAACUGGACCACUGGGUGGUGAGGGAACUCCAGUCACACCGAGCAACACUCCCCGCUCCUCCUCCUCCUCCUCCUCCACAACCACCUCCACAACAGAGGAGCCUCGGCAGAUAAAGACAGAACCAGAAAACCACAGYUUGUUCCACCACAGCACACACUCACAGAUUUCAGCCUUACCAGCCUACAUGGCAGCUCAGGGAGGAGCCAUUCCUCUGAAAAUGUCCCCGGGGGGCCACAGCGGGACCUCCAGCUCCAAAGCAGAGCCCUGGAACAACCUAAUCCUGGCUUAGGUGACCUCCGGCCCAGCAGCUACAAAUGCUACCUAUGUACAGCAAAACUACAAAACUUUCCAAAGACUGCUGUUCUUGGUUGAGAUGAUCUCRCGCUCAUAAACUUUGCUGUCAGUCAAUGACUCGAGGGGGGCAUGAYGGAGGAGCUACUACACACAAGAAAUUUAUAUUAUAAAAAAUAAGCAACAUUGGACAGUCUGAGCAACCAAAAACUGAAAAAGAGAAUUUUGGUCAUUAUUACAUUUUCUACCAAGCAGAAGCAUCGUGACAGAAACUGUCACACCAUAAAAUAACACAUCACCGAUGGCCUAUAUUUAAGCUUCUUUUUCAGUGCAAUAAAUACAAUUCAAGGCGUUUUUACUAAUAAAAAAAUAUAUGAAAAAAUAACGGAUUUACCGAAAACAGAAAAUUUAYCAACUGGGCAAUUUUAGUUUAAUAUCAUCCCUGAGGUUCAAGAAAAGGCAUUCAUAAAGGGCCAUUUAGAAAAAUAGCAGGAUAGCACCACAACUCAGUGAAAAUAAAAAAAGGAAUUUUAUUUGUAGUGAUUUAAAAAGACUCCUAUAGGGAAAAUAGUUUUAUCGUUUGAAAUGGUUAACGUUAUUUUUGGGCGCUGCAAGCGUAUGAGUUUGUCUGACUCUAAACACUUGUGAAAAAUAUCCAUCAAAAAAAGUACAUUUAAAACCCACUUUUUUUCAGGUUAUAAGAAGUCAUAAAAUUUUGCACACAAAUCUACAAUAACAGUGUUGGUUUAUAUACCACGUUUACAAAACUCAGCAACAAAAUAUUUGACUUUAAACACAUAGAGCACUAAUAAAAUCUGUUUUUUUUUAUAUUUGUGUCAAAUCAUGUAUUUGGACAUGCACAUCCUGCAUUUAUCAGGGGUGCUGCUGYACCUUCUGCACCCCUUCUUCCCAUGGUUGAAUCAGUAAACAAUGGUAUUAGCUAUCUAAUGGACUUUCAACAAGGUUAAACGUUUUAACUGAAGUAUUUUAAGCAAGUCAUGUCAACAAACACAAAUUUAAUGGUAUUAAAGGGAAAGUUCAGUUGAGUUGAGGUGSUGCUCGGUGUUUUAUUGUCUUUGUAAUCAGCCAUCAGCAGACUUUUAAUUUGAAGGAGUUUGGAUAGAUAUUACAAGCAAAGAAGUUUAAUAUUUUUCAUUCAAAUAAUUGUAAACUAUUUUAAUCUCACAUCCUUAAUCGCACUAAUUGCAUUCUUUUAUAUCACUUAAUCUGUAUUUUUCCAGGUCAAUAAUCACAGGAUUCAAAAAUGAUGCACUGUACAAACCCCUCGUUGUAGGGUUUGCUUACAUUUUAUUAAAAUUGUUAAAUUCUGGGCCUUUUUUUUUUGCAGCAAACUUCUGGUGGUUCUGCCCUGGGGUCAUUUGUUGGAAAGUUGUUUCUGUAAACUGAAUUGAUGACAUGUUUGACCCAAAGUCGUACCGUAAGUCGUAAAUACUUUWCACUAUCCAACUAACAAAAAACAUCACUACACUACACUUGUUUGUGGCAUAAAAUAGAUAUCUGAUAAGAAAAGGCCAUAUUUUACUAAACAAAACUUUUCUCAUCACUUCUUAUACCUCAGUGAAACUAAUUUAUCUUAGUGCAAUACAAACAUCUCAUAUGAACUCUUGUCCUUUUAGAUUUUACUAUGAACAGCGUUUGAGAAACUAAUCAGUGUGACUUUGAGUGCACUUAGCUCCCUCUACUGAUUUCAGUUUAAWUGUGCAUCAAUAUUCAUGGGUAUUCCUAAACAGCUCUAGAUUUCGUUAAUAAACCCCAAAACCACAUCAUUAUCAAAUGAUCAUUUAUUAUAUAAAGGUUUGUUUGAUAAAUGGACUCAGACUGUACAGUUUCUUGACAAAAUGUGGAAUACUGUUGUGUAAUUACAAAAAUACCAAGUGUAUGAGUUUGUGUAAAAGAAAAACUCACUCCAUGUAAUCAUGUACUUCAUUUGUAUUAAAUAAAGACAAUGCUUUUGAUGUAAUAUUGGCAUGUGAAAUGUAAA
Austrofundulus limnaeus is the source of this 3409-nucleotide messenger RNA. RefSeq names its product GATA binding protein 4 (gene gata4). Gene Ontology annotation, molecular function: zinc ion binding; RNA polymerase II cis-regulatory region sequence-specific DNA binding; DNA-binding transcription factor activity, RNA polymerase II-specific. Gene Ontology annotation, biological process: cell fate commitment; negative regulation of transcription by RNA polymerase II; positive regulation of transcription by RNA polymerase II. Gene Ontology annotation, cellular component: nucleus. The transcript is spliced from 6 exons. The record is from RefSeq and is a predicted model, not a curated record. Bases 242 to 1405 code for a protein of 387 amino acids. NCBI's taxonomy places the organism in Eukaryota, Metazoa, Chordata, Actinopteri, Cyprinodontiformes, Rivulidae.